Tyto alba (common barn owl) is the source of this 2803-nucleotide messenger RNA. RefSeq names its product opsin-5. The record is from RefSeq and is a predicted model, not a curated record. The transcript is spliced from 6 exons. Lineage: Eukaryota; Metazoa; Chordata; Aves; Strigiformes; Tytonidae. Gene Ontology annotation, cellular component: membrane. The coding region runs from base 161 to 1354 and encodes 397 amino acids. Gene Ontology annotation, molecular function: G protein-coupled receptor activity. Gene Ontology annotation, biological process: G protein-coupled receptor signaling pathway.
AAAGCUCCUGUCCCUUGAGAUUUCCUUCUUUAGUUCCUUAGUCUCAUUGAAGAACUCCUGCAAAUACAGGGAGCAGAAACUGAGGAAAAGGCUGGAACCACUCUGUUUCACUGGACAUACUGAGGAAAGGGCAGUUUCUGGGUCAUAAGCUCCAUUGAAAAUGUCUGUCCAGUUUUCUCCACAGGCACCCUGGAGGAACAACAACAUCAGUUUUCUGAGCAGAGAGGCAGCUGUAACAGAGCAAGGAGAGACUAUCAUAGGUUUCUACCUACUGGCUUUAGGUUGGCUGUCUUGGUUUGGAAACAGUAUUGUGAUUUUUGUCCUGUAUAAACAACGACAUCUGCUGCAGCCCACUGACUACCUCACGUUUAACUUGGCAGUAUCAGAUGCCAGUAUCUCCGUAUUUGGUUAUUCACGGGGGAUCAUUGAAAUCUUCAAUGUCUUCAGAGAUGAUGGAUUCAUUAUCACAUCAAUAUGGACUUGCCAGGUUGAUGGCUUCCUGACACUUCUCUUUGGCCUGGCUAGCAUUAAUACCCUUACAGUAAUCAGUGUGACCCGCUACAUCAAGGGCUGCCAUCCCGAGAGAGGUCACUGCAUCAGUAACAGCAGUAUGACAGUGGCGCUGGUUCUCAUUUGGAUAGCAGCUUUCUUCUGGUCAGCAGCUCCAUUACUUGGCUGGGGUAGUUAUACAGAUCGCAUGUAUGGCACAUGUGAGAUAGACUGGGCAAAAGCCAACUUCUCUACAAUCUACAAGGCCUACAUUGUCUCAAUUUUUAUCUGCUGUUUUUUCCUACCUGUCACAGUCAUGGUCUUCUCAUAUGUGUCAAUUAUCAAUACUGUCAAGCUAAGCCAUGCGUUAACAGGACUGGGUGAUCCCACAGACAGACAGAGGAGAAUAGAGCGGGACGUCACCAGGGUUUCUAUUGUAAUUUGCACAGCCUUCAUUAUUGCAUGGUCGCCAUAUGCUGUCAUCUCUAUAUGGUCUGCCUAUGGUCACCCUGUACCCAAUCUUACCAGCAUCCUUGCCAGCUUGUUUGCCAAGUCUGCCAGCUUCUACAAUCCCAUUAUCUACUUUGGAAUGAGCUCCAAAUUUAGGAGGGACAUCUUCACCUUGUUCCAUUGUGCCAAGGAAGCCAAGGACCCUGUGAAGCUCAAACGUUUCAAAAACCUCAAGCAAAAACAAGAGCCCUCUCAGAAAGAAGACAAGUAUGUGGGAGAAAUGCAUCCUGCACCAAGCCCUGAUUCGGGGAUGGGAAGUCCAACCAACACCCCAUCUCCAGCAAACAGGGAAGUGUAUUUUGGUAUUCUCGAUACACCAUCUAAUAACCCCGAUAUUGAAUGUGAUAGACUGUAAGCUUUGUGGCCACUUAACACAUGCAUCUGUUUUGUGUCCACGAGGAGUCUCUUCACAUCAGCGCUUGAGUGAUUUCCUAAUUUCCAGUCCAUCUGUUUCUUGCUAUAGCACUGAUGACUAUACAACUCAAGCAACUCAGACAGUAAAGUGAUAUUUUCCUUCUAUGUAGGUACAAAACACUAUGAAGCACAUUACAAUGUUGGCAGCACAUCCAGUGCCAGGAGCAUUCGAUUUUCACAUGCAUGCAAGAAAAGGAAGACUGACUUGUGAAGAGCAAGCAUUAGCUAGCAAAAAUAACUGAUAAGUUCCUACCCAAAUUUUAUUAAUUAGGAGAUUAUAUUCCCAACUCUGUUUUUUACUCUUCAACAGUCCCGGCCAUAGAGGACUGUUUUAGCUGGGUGGUGCUGCCCAGCCCGGGCUGUAGGAGAAGACGAGCCCUGCUGAAAUUGCCGCGGAGCUGCUGCAGCUCCGACGGCUGCGAGCUGGUGGGCAAAGCGGUGAGGUCCCCGCGGGGCACCCCAGCGAGCCCACCCUGGGGCUCCCAGCCCCUCCGGCCACGGGGCUGCGGGUCCCAUUGCCUGUGCCUGACUCUGCCUGUACCCGUGCAAGCGCCAGGAGUUGUAGAUCUUGGCAUUUUCUAGUCACUCUAGUCUGAACAGUGGCUUCAUACUUUUCCUUGUUGGUCUGCAGAAUUAUUUCCAUCUUCCCAGUGAGCUGGGCCUGGCUGCAGCAUUCAGAUUCAGGAAAGCUGGCCUUUUAUUUUACUGAUCUGUCUCCAAACUGGCUGGUUUUCUCCCUGACUAUUAAGGUGGAACAAGAGAUGUACAGGCAGUGAAACCAAAAAUGUCACUAAGGUUUUAAGAGUAUUGAUGAGGCAUAGCAUCAGAGCUAUUCACAAAAUAAAAUCCAACACUUCACUGCUGCUUCUGAAGAAAGCUUUGUAUCUGCCUAUUGGCAAAAAAUGACUUCUAGGUAAAAGUAAUUAAAUAGCAAUUAAGAAUAGUGAUUUAAACAGCUAAGCUGUAGGCUUAAAUCAGUAGCAAGACUAUCAGAUGCUAUAAUAUACAAUUUUUUCACCAAGGUUAUUUUACAGAAUCAAAAGGCAUAUCUUCAUAAUUCCCCAUCUAGGAAAUUAACUGCAUACUUGGAGACUUCUGUAAAAAUGUGUCUGGAUUAGCUGUGGAAACUGUGGGUUCAUUUAGUGCCAUUUACAAACUAAGGGGAAAAACAGAAGAAAAAACCCCCAAAUUUGUUGCUAGUCUCACUACUAUUCAUCACUGUUUGGAAUCUCACUGUCCCGGUGUGCUAAAAUGUAGUUGUUUUGCAAAAGUAUGUUUUUCCACAUGUGUUUCUUGGGAAAGUUACAAAGAGAGCCCGCCUUCAUUUCCCCCAUUACUCUAUUUGUUUUGAGAAACUCACCUGUGUUUUGAAGUUAAAAACAAAUAAACA